GGCGUCGGGCCGCCGGCCGCUGGGCGGCAGUGCGGCCAGGCUCGGGGGCGUCCGGGGCCGCGGUGCGACAUGUGGACGGCGCGUCGGUCCGACGAACCAGCGGUCAGUGGGGCAUGUCCGGAGAGUUGUACGGCUCGUGCGCCGGCGCUGACUCGGUGACGAGCGGCGGUCUGCCGUCGGAGGCAGCGUCUCGCCGCGCCAGCUCCAGGGUCCGGCGGGGUCCGUCAGCCAGUCCGCCGGCUGCGCCCCUCCAGGGUCACCGACCGGUCAUCCCUGCCAUGGAGCCGUUGGAAUGCGACGGGCCGCGGCCGCGGGUGCGCUCCUCCUCGCGGGGCGCCGGGCAGCGCGAGACCCGCGGCCUGGACGGGUCGGGCGCUGGGCGGGAGCCGGUGAGAGACUGUGGCGGGGCUGAGCUGGGCGCGCUGCGCCGCGACCGUCCGCUCGAGCGGGCCGCCUCGGACGAGGAGGGUCUUUACGGGCCGACGCCGGGCCAGCAGUCGGCGCGCCCCGCCCUCCACUCGCCCAACGCCGACUUCAGCAGCAAGCACGGCCUGACGCGCGACACGUACAUCCUGGAGCUGCAGGCACAGAACGGUGACUUCCAGCGCGAGCUGGGCCAGCUGCGCCGCGAACUGGAGCUCACCGGGCAUAAGCUGGGCUCCAGUAUGCACAGCAUCAAGACGUUCUGGUCUCCGGAACUCAAAAAAGAGCGGCAGAUGCGGAAGGAUGAGUCCCUGAAGUACGGCAUGAUGAGCGACCAGAUUCAGCUGCUGACGGCCGAGACACAGAGGACAAGCCGACCUUAUACGCCAGCUGGAGGAAGAGUUACACAGCCGUGGCGGCAAAACGCAGGCAGUGGUGGAGCUGCAGCAGCAGGUGGACCAGUGUUACGUGGAAAACGACCACCUAACGCGCGAGAACUCCAUUCUCAAGGACACGGUCAAGGAACUGGAACUGAGGAUCGAGGCGCAGAAGCAGACGCUGCUCAGUCGAGACGAAAGCAUCAAAAAGUUGCUGGAGAUGCUGCAGCACAAGGGUUUGGGUGGUAAAGCGUUGCCCGAGGAGUGCUUGGCCAACAUACGCACCCAGACAGACCUGGCCGAGGCCGAGGCGCGCAUCGCCCACCUCCUCUCAGCGCUCCGCGAACGGGACGUUGAGUUAGAUAGCGCGCGACAAGAGCUGGACAACUACAUAGACCAGUACCGAGCGCUGCAGAUCGAGAUUCAGCAAAAGCUCAGUCAGAAUCCCACCACCCUGGCCGGGAUCCUCGAGGUCAAAGACCGCCGUAUCGAAGGCCUGGAGCACGAGCUGUCCAAGCUAGACGCCGAGCUGGCCAAGGCGCACGAGCUGGGCGCUCAGUGCUCGAGAGCAUGCGCGAGCUCGCCGCGCUUGGAUGUUGACUGUGAAAGAGAAAAACAGAUGCUCCAGAGCAAAUUCGACGACGCACGCUCGGAGAUCCAGCGGCGCGACCAGGAGAUCCUGGCGCUGACGGCCAAGAUGAAGACGCUCGAGGAGCAGCACCACGGCUACCAGCGCCACAUCACCGUCCUUAAGGAGUCGCUCUGCGCCAAAGAGGAGCAUUACAACAUGCUGCAGGCAGACGUGGAGGAGCUGCGGCAGCGUCUGGAGGAAAAGAACCGUACCAUCGAUAAAAAGACACAAUCGGCGCUGCAGGUUUCCCAGGAGCGGAACCGGCUGAGUGGAGAGCUCAACGAGGUGCGCGACCACCUGGACAUCAAGGAACGCAAGAUCAACGUCCUGCAACGGAAGGUGGAGAACCUGGAGGAGCUUUUGUGCGAGAAGGACUCGCAGGUGGACAUGGCGCGCUCGCGGCUGACGGCCGUUCAGGCGCACCACACCUCCUCCGAGGGCGCGCUCAGCUCGCUCGAGGACGCCGUUGGCGACCGCGACAAACAAAUCUCGCAGCUGCGCGAGCAGCGCGACCGUGCCGAGCAGGAGCGCGCAAAGGAGAGCGAGCACCACGAGCGACAGCAGGCCGAGCUGAAGCUGAAGCUGCACGCCCAGGAGACGGAGCUGGAGAAGCUGCAGGUGCGGCUGGAGCGGGCGCAGGCGGAGAAGGCGCGGCUCGAGAGCCGGCUGGAGGCGUCGCAGUCGGAGCUGGGUUCCGCCAGCGCUGAGUUGGGCCGCCUGCAGGGCGACGCUGGCAGCCGGAGCUCCGAAAUCGAUUCGGCCCGGCAGGCGACCAUCAGGCUGAACAUGGAUGUGGACCGGCUACGCGCCGAGAACGAGCGGCUGCGCCUCGAGGUGGAGCGGGAACGAGAGCGGGCGGGCCGCGAGCGUCAGGGGGAGCGUGACGGGCUCGACUGGGAGCGCUCCACCACGCCUGUAUUCCGCCCGCAGCGCGAGCGCCAGCUGAGCGGCAGCCUGGCCUCCUCUCUGGAGAUCGAGCGGCUGCAGGAGAGGCUGCACAAGGCUCAAGCCGAGCUACGCGGCGCACAGACAGAGCUACGCAUGUACCAGAGCGACAGCGAGCGACUGCAGGUGGAGGCGGAGCAGCUGCAGGAGAAGGUGGACAAGCUGUCCGGCGAGGUGUAUCGACUAAAGACGUGCCUGGAGAGCGCCCAGUCGGAGAAGGAGCAGCUGCAACAGGAGCACGAUCGCGCACAGGUGGUCCUGGCACGCACCAUGGCAGACAAGGAGCGCUUGCAGGACGAGGCUGGUGAGCUGCGAGAGGAGCUCGAGCGGCAGAAACAGACGCUGAGCCGUGCCCAGAUCUCACAGGAGAAGACACACGGCGAGCUGACCAAGGCGCGGCUGGAGCUAGACCAGCUGCAGACGAAGCUGGACCGCACGGCCGCCGACCUCAGACGGGUGCAAAUGGACAAAGAAAAGGUCUCUUAUGAAGUGGAGACCUUGCGAAUGCAGGUGGACAAAGCUCUUGGUCAUUCGACGAGGACUCAAAAGGAAAAGGAAAAUAUUCAGGUUGAACUCGACAAGCUAAGGGACAAGCACGAUAAAGCCCAGGGUCAGCUGGCGCGGCUCACCAAGGAGAAGGAGGCAGCGGAGACGGAGCGGGCCCGCCUGGCGGAGCGACAGGAGCUGGCGCAGGUGCAGCAGGCCAAGACACUGCGGGACCGCGAUACUGCAAUCGCCGAGCUUGAUCUGCUCAGAGAGAAGAUUGACAAGAGCGCCGCCCUGAUACAGAAGCUACAGCUCGAGAGAGAAGACAAGUGCUCUGAGAUAGACCUACUGCGAGACAAGCUCGACAAAAGUCAGCUGCUCAUCUCCAGCGUUCAGGAAGAGAAAGACACACUGCAAAGAGAGCACGGGCAUCUGGCGGAGAAACAUGACAGGUCUCAAGGCGAGGUGCAGCGUCUGCAGGCGCGACUGGAGACUGCGCAGGCCGAGCAGGAUCGGCUGCAGGCGGACGGCGAGAAGGCACAUCUGCUGCUCGCCAAGAUGCGCGACGAGCAGCGGCGCGCCCAGCAGGAGCUGGAGAAGCUACAGGAGCUGUACGAUCGCAGCGCCGUACAGUUUAUGCGCAUGAAGGACAGCGAGCAACGCUGCCGCGACGAGACGGAACGCUUCACAGCCGAGGCGGAGCGGCUGCGAGACAAGUACGAGCGCACGCAGAUGGAGGCCAAGAAACUGGCCAACGAGCGCGACCAGCUGUGCGAGGACGUGGAGAAGCUGACGUUCGACGUGGAGCGCGCUAAGGCGCAAAACCAGAAGCUGCAGGCGACGCAGGAGUGCAGCAACGAGGAGACAGCGCGACUGCAGGUGGAGGUGGACAAGGCGCACGAGAAGUUGGAGCGCAGCCAGGGCGAGUUGCGCAGGGCGCAAGCUGAGCGCGACAAGGCGCAGGCGGAGGCGGACACGUUCCAGGCGGAGAUCGAACGCUACCUGGUGCGCAUGGGCAAGUACCAGGAUACUCAAGACCGCAGUCGCGAAGAGCAGGAGCGCACCAAAUUCGAGCUGGAGCGGCUACGUGAGCGGCUGGAGAAGGCGCAGAUGGAGUUAGAGACGGAGCACCUCAUGAAGGAGCGGUUCGAGCAGGACGCCACAAAGCUGCGCCUUGAGCUGGACCAACUGGAGUCACAUCAGGGCCUGGCCAUGUCCGAUGAUGGCAAAUCCCGGAUCCAAGCGGAGGUGCUUCAGGGCGAGUUGGAUCGCAUGCGCGACAGACAUGAUGCAUGCCAGAUGGAAGUUAGGAAACUGCGCCACCAAAACGAGAAGCGCCACGAGGAGAUCUUGAUCCUGCAGAAAGAGCUUGACAAGUACGAGAACAAUUCGGCCAGAGCCACAUCCGAGAAGGAGCAGGGCCAGGGCGAGUUGGACCGGCUCAAGCUGGAGCUGGAGCGCGUGCGAGUGCGCCAUGAGAAGACACAGGCGGAGGUGACGCGGCAGGAGCAGCGGAUGGCGCAGCUGGAGUCGGAAAACGCGCGCCUCCGCGACGGGCUGCAGCAGACGCAGGCUGGCGCUGAGCGGCGGCACGCCGCGCAAGGCGAGCACAAAGCUGGACCUGCGGGAAGCCCAACAGAAGUUGUCGACUGGGCGCGCCGACGACGACACCAGUGCACCACGGCGCCUGAAACAGCAACUGCAACCGACACGGCAGCAGGAGCAGCAGCUGCAGCAGCAGACGCUCGAGCUGGCGGAAACCUCCCGGCAGCUGGAGGAGCGCGGCCAGCAGCUGCAGCUGCUUCAAGCGCGCGUCGAGCAGUUACAGGAAGAAGCGAAUCAGCCUCCCCGUGAGCGGGAGCCGGCGGCGGCGGACGCCCAGCUGACGGCGCUGCGGGCGGAGCUGGACCAGCUGCGGCAGGAGCUCAGCAGGGCGCAGAGCGAGUCGGAGCGCCUGCUAAACCUCAUGCACAC
Molecule: messenger RNA, 4836 nt
Organism: Pollicipes pollicipes
Lineage: Eukaryota; Metazoa; Arthropoda; Thecostraca; Pollicipedomorpha; Pollicipedidae
Product: ELKS/Rab6-interacting/CAST family member 1
Exons: 14
Coding region: 1021-4716 (1231 amino acids)
Biological process (GO): maintenance of presynaptic active zone structure; regulation of synaptic plasticity; neuromuscular synaptic transmission
Cellular component (GO): cytoskeleton of presynaptic active zone
Molecular function (GO): structural constituent of presynaptic active zone
Source: RefSeq, a predicted model, not a curated record